AUGAUGCGACGAAGAUCUUCAUCGGAUCCUGCUGCCAGUGGCAUAAAGAGGCACUCCAGUAUCAAGCAGAAUGCCGGGAGACCUCGGCGGCAGACAAGUCCGCCGCGUCAGCCGCGUCCGUCUCGAGGCAAGUCUAUGGAUAGUGCUUUAAUGUCUGGUUGGAGACACAUCAAGGGUAUCAUGAAGAUCACUACGUUGGAUGAGAGUCUCCACAGCAAGUAUGGAUCUGCUGACUCCAAGGCUACUAAUGGUAGCAACAGACCUGAACACAUUACGUUCAAGAAUAUCGAAAUCCGAGAGUAUAAUCGCACGGUGGGGGAUAAUCCCUCUGUUAGUUCAGGCCCUCCCGUCACAAUUUCGUGGGAGUACAAUCCCAAUACACUGGUCCUCGCCGUGGAAGAAUACGAAAAGUCAAGACCAGUGCGAAGGACACAAAGCGAGAUGAUCUUGCCUAGAUCGAUACGCAUGGAGAUGCUUCGCAAGGAGUGGGAUGUCUCCCGCGGUCAGAUUGCCGGUGCCGUUCGAAGGGGUAUUCGGGCCAAGAACCAAAGGCGAACCACCCUUGGAAACUUGGGUAAAACCGAAAAAGUCGAGGAAAUGAUCGAAGGAGCUACCAAGACACUCCUAAAGACCCUGUUCUUGAGGAAGAGUACGUCCAAGAGGGCCAAGGAACUGGGAGAACAGAUUCAAAAAGUAAACAGCCAGCGAGCUCAGAUCGUCCUACAACACACCAUGAAGGGGGAAUACGUGGAAACGGGUAUCGACGAAUCUGACUCUUCGAGUCCAUGGUUGGCAGAAUUGAUGCCGGACGAAUCCGAAACCGACCACGGGGCAUCCGUCUCUGUUGCGACAAUGACCUCCAGCCCCGAGGAACAAAGGGAACAGAGAAGGGAGAUGCCAUCACCCUUUCGCAGUUCCCAAUCCAGUGGCAGCAACGAGAGAGACCACAGACCAAAAAUGCCCGAGAGACCCGAGCCAUCAGAUCCGGACCUGGACUUUUCUGGUUCGACUUCCUCCUUCAACGAAAAACAAUCUAGGAAACACAAGCAAUCUACAGGGGAAUCUGCCAGUCAGUUCACUGGUGCAAACAUGCGCCCCGCACCAAUCACUGCUGUGGAACCGGAUGAUGAUGACGACUUCUUGUCGACCGUGUCAGGGCUGACUUCCGCUGUCCAGAUCGAUUGCUAG
Molecule: messenger RNA, 1188 nt
Organism: Seminavis robusta
Lineage: Eukaryota; Bacillariophyta; Bacillariophyceae; Naviculales; Naviculaceae
Source: the annotation of a GenBank genome assembly